UUAGGAAACUUGGGGCGAAGAAAGUGUAAGAACCGAGGCGUGUAGGAAGGCCGGCGGCAGAGGCUCUGUCAGAGCGGCUGGCCGGCGCCGCCCCGCCCCACCCAGCAGACGGGUUGGCGAGUUCCGGGCGGCGAGUCCCCGCGCCUUCCCCUCCUCCAGCCGCCCAAGCUGCUCCAGCUGCGCGGGGAGCCCCGAAGCCGCCGCCGCAGAGUGUGUGCCAGCGCCCCAGGCCCACAGAUGCUCCCUGCUGAGAAACCUCUGACCUUUGGAACAAGGACUACUGUCUACAGACAAGAGAGAAAACCUGGAACUUCCUUUGUGAAUGUCAUCUCUCAUUUUCUGGAAACGCACAGGGACUUGAUUCCGCUGCUCGCAUUUGUCCUGCAGGUUCUUCACUGUGAUCUAGUGACACGGUAGAUCUCAGGCUGGCCCAGCAUGUGUGUCCCUCCUGGUGUGUGAAGAGGACUCCUGAACAGAUAUGUUUCUGAAUGGCUGCGAGGUUGGCAUUCAGCACAGAGCACACUGGAGAGGCGUGAGACGGCUCAGGAGAUAAAGCCCCUCUGCCUGCCUGUCAGAAAUCAGCAUGUCACUGAAAAACGAGCCCAGGGUAAACACUUCAGCGCUGCAGAAAAUUGCCGCAGACAUGAGCAACCUGAUAGAAAACCUUGACACGCGGGAACUCCACUUUGAGGGAGAGGAGGUGGAUUUUGAUGCCUCUCCUGGAGACCCCAAGACUCAGGAAGAGUACAUCCCAUUCUCUUCGAUUUACAACACGCAAGGAUUUAAGGAGCCCAACAUCCAGACCUACCUCUCCGGCUGUCCCGUAAAAGCCCAAGUCCUGGAAGUGGAGCGCUUCACAUCGAGCAGCAGGAUGCCAAGUAUCAAUCUGUACACUAUUGAGUUAACACACGGGGAAUUCACAUGGCAAGUUAAGAGGAAAUUCAAGCACUUCCAAGAGUUUCAUAGAGAGCUGCUCAAGUACAAAGCCUUCAUCCGAAUCCCCAUUCCCACCAAAAGACAUACUUUCAGAAGACAGAAUGUCAAAGAAGAGCCCCGAGAGAUGCCCAGUCUGCCCCGUUCAUCAGAAAACGCAAUCCAGGAAGAACAGUUCUUCGGCAGGAGGAAGCAACUGGAAGAUUACUUGACAAAAAUACUAAAGAUGCCCAUGUACAGAAACUACCAUGCCACGACAGAGUUCCUUGAUGUCAGCCAGCUGUCUUUCAUCCAUGAUUUGGGACCAAAGGGCCUGGAGGGGAUGAUCAUGAAAAGGUCCGGGGGACACAGGAUACCAGGUCUGAAUUGCUGUGGCCAGGGAAGAGCCUGCUACCGCUGGUCAAAAAGGUGGUUAAUAGUGAAGGAUUCUUUUCUGCUGUACAUGAAGCCAGACAGUGGGGCCAUCGCCUUUGUCCUCCUUGUAGACAAAGAAUUCAGAAUAAAAGUGGGAAGAAAAGAAACAGAGACGAAAUACGGACUCCGAAUUGAUAAUCUUUCAAGGACACUGAUUUUGAAGUGUAACAGCUACCGGCACGCUCGGUGGUGGGGAGGAGCCAUAGAAGAGUUCAUUCAGAAGCAUGGCACGGACUUCCUCAAAGACCACCGCUUUGGUUCCUAUGCCGCUGUCCACGAUAACACUUUAGCCAAAUGGUAUGUGAACGCCAAAGGUUACUUUGAAGAUAUUGCAAAUGCAAUGGAAGAGGCAACGGAGGAGAUUUUCAUCACGGAUUGGUGGUUAAGCCCGGAAAUCUUUUUGAAACGCCCAGUGGUGGAGGGCAACCGCUGGAGGCUGGACUACAUCCUCAGGCGGAAAGCACAACAAGGCGUUCGGAUUUUCAUCAUGCUAUACAAGGAGGUGGAGCUAGCCCUCGGAAUCAACAGUGAAUACAGCAAGCGGACUUUGAUGCGGCUGCACCCCAACAUAAAGGUGAUGAGGCACCCAGACCACGUGUCCUCCAGUGUCUAUCUGUGGGCUCAUCAUGAGAAGCUCGUCAUUAUUGACCAAUCACUGGCUUUUGUGGGUGGGAUUGACCUAGCCUAUGGACGGUGGGAUGACAAUGAGCACAGACUCACCGACGUGGGCAGUGUGAAGCGGGUCACCUCAGGACUGUCCAUGGGCUCUCUCACAGCAGCAACAAUAGAAUCAAUGGAAUCUUUAAACCUCAAGAGUAACCAGGAAGCUCAUAAAAACGAGCCCAUCCUGAAGAGUGCGGAUGAAACAGACGGCAAGCUGAAAGGAAUAGGGAAGUCCCGGAAGUUCUCCAAAUUUAGUCUCUACCGACAGCUGCACCGUCGCCACCUGCACAACUCGGACAGCGUCAGCAGCAUCGACAGCGCCUCCAACACUGGCUCCAUCCGAAGCGUGCAGACAGGCGUGGGAGAGCUACAUGGGGAGACCAGGUUUUGGCACGGGAAGGAUUACUGCAACUUUGUCUUCAAGGACUGGGUUCAGCUGGACAAGCCUUUUGCUGAUUUCAUCGACAGGUACUCCACCCCCCGGAUGCCUUGGCACGAUAUUGGUUCUGUGGUCCAUGGGAAGGCAGCUCGCGAUGUAGCUCGUCACUUCAUCCAGCGCUGGAACUUCACCAAGAUUAUGAAGCCAAAAUACCGCUCCCUUUCUUACCCUUUCCUGCUCCCCAAGUCUCACACUACUGCGCAUGAGCUGAGGUACCAGGUGCCUGGGACAGUCCCCGCCAAAGUGCAGUUGCUCCGAUCGGCGGCUGAUUGGUCUGCUGGGAUAAAGCACCAUGAGGAGUCCAUCCACACUGCCUACACCUACGUAAUCGAGAACAGCAAACACUACAUCUACAUUGAAAACCAAUUUUUCAUAAGCUGCGCCGAUGAUAAAGUCGUGUUCAACAAGGUGGGCGAUGCUAUUGCCCAGAGAAUCCUGAAAGCCCACAGGGAAGGCCAGAGAUACCGGGUGUACAUCGUGAUACCGCUGCUGCCGGGAUUCGAAGGGGACAUAUCCACAGGCGGAGGGAACGCGCUACAGGCGAUAAUGCACUUCAACUACAGAACCAUGUGCAGAGGCGAGAACUCCAUCCUCGGACAGUUGAAGCCAGAGCUUGGUAAUCAGUGGAUAAACUACAUAUCGUUUUGUGGCCUGAGAACACACGCAGAGCUGGAGGGGAACCUGGUCACCGAGCUCAUCUAUGUCCACAGCAAGCUGCUCAUUGCUGAUGACAACACGGUUAUUAUUGGUUCUGCCAACAUCAAUGACCGGAGCAUGCUGGGGAAGCGAGACAGUGAGAUGGCUGUCAUAGUGGAGGACACAGAGACGGUCCCCUCAGUCAUGGAUGGGAAAGAAUACCAAGCUGGCUGCUUCGCCCGGGGACUUCGGUUGCAGUGCUUCAGGCUUGUCCUUGGCUAUCUUUCUGAUCCAAGUGAGGACCUUCAGGAUCCUGUAAGUGACAAAUUCUUCAAGGAGAUUUGGGUUUCGACAGCAGCUCGGAAUGCUACCAUUUAUGACAAGGUGUUCCGUUGCCUCCCAAAUGACGAAGUGCACAACCUAAUGCAGCUGAGAGACUUCAUAAGCAAGCCCAUAUUGGCAAAAGAUGACCCCAUUCGUGCUGAGGAAGAACUGAGAAAGAUCCGAGGCUUCUUGGUGCAGUUCCCAUUUUAUUUCUUAUCUGAGGAAAACUUGCUGCCUUCUGUCGGAACCAAAGAAGCCAUUGUGCCCAUGGAGGUUUGGACUUAAGACAGACUUCUUUGCAACCCAAGGACUUCCAGUGUGGAGAAUGCAUUGCAUAUGGUGACCUCCCAAGGGCCUCACAGCCAAAGUCAGGCCUGAUGCACUCCUGGGACCAACCCACUGGACUUUCUGGAGAGGCUGAGCGGGACAAUGGUCACGUUGGUGGAAGGACACUCGGCAUAAGCAAGCCUUCAUUAUUCCUCCUUUCUGUCCUUGAGGAAAGUGCUUAUGUUCUUGUUGGUGGUGUUGUUCAAACAAUACCAAAUACAGAUAUCAGAACCCAUCUCUUUUGCUAAUGAGAACCUGCCUGUAACUGGGAUGCAAGUUGUCAAAAGUUACCUGAUUCUCUUGUUCUCCUCGGAUGCUCAUCUAUGCAGCUGGGGCCCACCAGACAUGCCCUCAGCUUGUCCAUACAGCCCUGUUUAAGAGAUUGUUUAUCAGGGAGAAGUGUGGAGAGUCACUUCAGAGUCCUCAAGAUUCCAGAUGAGGCUGUAUCCUUCUGGUUCUGAUGUGAGGGUAUAACUAAGCCAAGAAGUUGCUUUUUGUUCCUUUUCAGUCACUGUUAAGACAAAACAGGUUUUGCCUAGGUACCAGCAUUAGGCACUUCUGAGGAGAGCAACGGUGCAUCUUGACAACAGGAAGGCAUUAAAUUCCAAUGCUGAACAAGAAGUUUCCCUUGGUUUCCAAAGAUACUGCCAAGUUGUAUCCUUAUCGUUGAGCCUAUCUGAUAAAAUCUGUAAACACGUGCAGGGUAUGCCAAAACAUAGCAACCAGAUAAACACAGAGAGAGUCUCCAAGGCGUCAGUGGGAAUCCAGUUCAGAUAAAGGACAAGCUUCUCCGUUUAUAGAAUCCCUGUUCUACUUAGCCACUGGAUUGACCAAAAAGCUGGAUUUCUCCAUAAGCAACCCAGUGGAUGAAAUUAGCCUUCCAGAAGAAUCAGAGGCGUCAUAAUGCCUUCCAGCUAAGAAGCAGGAGACUAGCCUUAUUUACCCUUCCAUUUUGCCAUUAUGACUUCUUUAGGGGAAAAGUGCUAGGUUAUAAAAAUGAGUGACUUUGCUUACACUGAGAACUGAUACAGUAACAUUCCAACACGACUUGCACAGAAGUUGCAGUAGUCAUUCACAUUGUCCCCGUGUGAAAUCUGGAUACCCACUUCCCCUUUCAGAGGGUAUGGUGUCCUUUAGAGACCAAAUUUUAGAGUUCCUUUCACGUCCUAGGAGCAUCUAUGGAUUCCUGGAAGCCUAGGGUCCUUUGGGGGUCCUCUUCAAAGCAACUCCUGACACAUGUUUUGAUGAACGAAUAUGCUGGUUUGAAAGAUGACACAGGACCACAAAGCCAGUUCUAUGGGUUAGUAACGGAGUGACACUCACGGGAGGAUGGGAAUAUUCCACAAAUGAGGUGGGAUUCGUAAUCAACAUUGAAAAUGAAUAUGUUUUUAUGAAUAAAUAAAUUCUUAUAUGGCCAAGGAUGGUGACUAUACAGAUAAAGAUAAGAUUACUUUUAAAAUA
Messenger RNA from Alexandromys fortis (reed vole), 5197 nucleotides. It is a transcript of the gene Pld1, whose product is annotated as phospholipase D1. NCBI's taxonomy places the organism in Eukaryota, Metazoa, Chordata, Mammalia, Rodentia, Cricetidae. The transcript has 28 exons. Gene Ontology annotation, cellular component: intracellular membrane-bounded organelle; plasma membrane region. Gene Ontology annotation, biological process: phosphatidic acid biosynthetic process; phospholipid catabolic process; intracellular signal transduction. Gene Ontology annotation, molecular function: phosphatidylinositol binding; D-type glycerophospholipase activity. The coding region runs from base 584 to 3694 and encodes 1036 amino acids. The record is from RefSeq and is a predicted model, not a curated record.